Molecule: messenger RNA, 1137 nt
Organism: Pteronotus mesoamericanus
Lineage: Eukaryota; Metazoa; Chordata; Mammalia; Chiroptera; Mormoopidae
Gene: FOXI1
Product: forkhead box I1
Exons: 2
Coding region: 1-1137 (378 amino acids)
Biological process (GO): cell differentiation; regulation of transcription by RNA polymerase II; anatomical structure morphogenesis
Molecular function (GO): RNA polymerase II cis-regulatory region sequence-specific DNA binding; DNA-binding transcription factor activity, RNA polymerase II-specific
Source: RefSeq, a predicted model, not a curated record
AUGAGCUCCUUCGACCUCCCGGUUCCCUCGCCUCCGCACAGCAGCCCUCAGUUCCCCGCCGCCAGCCAGGAGACCCCCGAGAUGAACCUCUACUAUGACAACUUCUUCCACACUCAGGGCGUAUCCAGCCCUCAGCGGACCCCGUCCUUUGAGAGUGGCGGCGACUUCGGGGCCACCCCGAACCCCUACCUCUGGUUCAACGGGCAGGCCAUGGCCCCGCAGCCCUACCUGCCGGGCCCCAACGCCGGCCCCUUCUUACCCCAGGCCUACGGGGUCCAGAGGCAGCUGCUUCCCGCCAUGUCCGGCGUGGGGGCCGGCGACCUGGGCUGGCUGCCCAUCCCGUCGCAGGAGGAGCUGAUGAAGCUGGUGCGCCCCCCCUAUUCCUACUCGGCGCUCAUCGCCAUGGCCAUCCACGGGGCUCCUGAGAAGCGCCUCACCCUCAGCCAGAUCUACCAGUACGUGGCCGACAACUUCCCCUUCUACAACAAGAGCAAGGCUGGCUGGCAGAACUCCAUCCGCCACAACCUGUCGCUCAACGACUGCUUCAAGAAGGUGCCGCGCGACGAGGACGACCCAGGCAAAGGGAACUACUGGACCCUGGACCCCAACUGUGAAAAGAUGUUCGACAAUGGAAAUUUCCGCAGGAAGAGGAAGAGAAAAUCAGACGCAUCCGCCAGCGCGGGCUCCUCGGCCUCGGAGAAGGCGGACGGCGGUCUCCUGGCGGGCAGCCCCAAGACCGCCGAUGCCCAGGAUGUCUUGGAUAGCACCUCACCAGGUGCUGCCAGCUCCGCAGAGCAGCCGCUGGCCCAGGCCCCGCCGGGCACCCCCUGCCUCAACAACUUCCUCUCCGCCAUGAAUGCCUACGUGAACGGGCCCAGCCCCAUGAGCCGCCCUGUGGCCGCACCAGGGCUGAGCCCUGAGCCUGCUGACAAGAUGGGGCAAGGCUUGAUGAACUUCAACGCCUACACCCCGCUCAGCAACCUCAGCAGCCCCGGGGCCGCGGGUGAGUGGGCCAACCCCAUGCCCACCAACAAUCUCGGGUAUGGAGGCUCCAUCCUCAACCAGCUCAGCCCCCCUUUCUACAACGGCGCCAACCCGAACAACGUCCUCUACCCUAGGGAGGGCACUGAGGUCUAA